UCUUAGCUUGUUGUAAAAGAUACAAAAACAAAACCAAACAUAGAUGAAAUUAAACUUUUCCUAUCUGUUUCCAACCACACCCCAUGUUGUCAUUUCCUCUUUUAUUUAUUCACAAAAAAAUCCAUACUUUGUGACAUCUCUGAUUUCCUUGUUUUUUUGUCAACAACUACAUUGCCAUUAAUUCUUCAACUUCAGAUCUGUGGAUUAUUUUCUGUGUGUGUUUUUGUUGAUGAUUCAUUGACUUCACCAAAAACUGGAGGUGGGUUUUCUUUUUCAACUCUUUUUUAGUAUCCUAGUGUUGAAAAUGAACUUUCACAUUCACAUUCACAUAACCCAGAUGAUUUUUUUACCUAGUUUGUUAUAAAGGUUUCAUCUUUCACAAACCCUUUUCUUUUGGGUUGUUGAAUUUCAUUUUCCUUGUAUAGAAAUAUUGAAAAAUAUGUUUUUUAUGUGAUUGGAUUUUGUUUGCUUUCUGGGGUUUCUUGCUUGCAAUUUUUGCUUCUUUUGGUAAAAUCAUGAUGAGGAAGGUGAUUGGGGAGGGAGUAUUGAUUGUGCUGAUUUUGAUGAUAGUGAGUGAAAAUGUUGAGGCUCAACCAAAGUCAAUUCUUAUCAAUUGUGGUUCAAAUUCUUCUGUGAAUGUUGAUGGUAGGAGAUGGAUUGGGGAUAUGGCUUCUAAUAACAAUGUUACCCUUAAUUCUCCUGGUGUUGUUGCUUCCACUGAUGCAUUGAGUGGGAAUUCAAUCUAUGAGCCGCUUUAUCGAACUGCGAGAGUAUUUACGGCUUCUAUGAAUUACACAAUCAGAGGAGUUCAGGGGAAGUAUUUUGUUAGGUUCCAUUUAUGUCCCUUUGAGAUUGUGGACCACAAUGUGAAUGAGUCCUCUUUUGGUGUUGUUGUCAAUGGUAUGAAGCUUUUGUCGGAGUUUAACGUUGCGGGUAAGAUAUCCGAAAAGAAUGUGAACUUGCAGAAUUCUGGAAGGAAUUCAAGUUUGUUCUUUUUGGUUAAGGAGUAUAUUCUUGAUGUCGAUGAUGGUUUGCUUCUGAUUGAGUUUGUUCCGAGUAAAGACUCGUUUGGCUUCAUCAAUGCCAUUGAGAUUGUUCCGGUUGUUAGUGAGUUGUUUGAUGGUUCGGUCGGUAAAGUUGGUGGUGGAAACUUGAAUUUGGCUGGACACGGGAUGGAGACUAUGUAUAGGUUAAAUGUUGGUGGGCCCGAGAUUCGAUCGAAUGAGGAUCCCGAUCUUCGGAGAAUUUGGGAAGUUGAUUCUAGCUAUAUGAUCACGGAAAAUGCCGGAGUAGGAAUGAAGAACAGCUCUAAUAUUACAUAUGCUUCUGUGAAUGAUACUUCAGUAGCUCCUCUCCUUGUGUAUGAAACUGCAAGGGCAAUGUCCAACACUGAAGUCUUGGACAAAAGGUUUAACAUGUCGUGGAAAUUCGAAGUAGAUCCUGAUUUCGAUUACGUCGUCAGGUUACAUUUCUGCGAGCUGAUGUAUGAUAAGUCAAACGAGAGAGUAUUCAGGAUCUACAUAAACAACAGGACAGCUGCGGAUAAUCUCGAUGUUUUUGUUCGAGCAGGAGGGAAGAAUAAAGCGUAUCACCUAGAUCAUUAUGAUUCCGCGUCGAUGUGGAUGGGCACGCUUUGGAUUCAACUAGGUCCUGAUACCGCUGCUGGUGCUGCGGGAACUGACGCUCUCUUGAAUGGUCUAGAGAUUUUUAAGCUUAGUCGGAACGGGAAUCUUGCCUAUGCCGAGAAAUACAACUCGGCUGGGAAUUCGGGAAGCAAAUCAAAAUCAAAAGUUCUUUGGAUUGGAGUCGGAGCAGGUAUAGCUUCUGUGGCUAUAAUUGCAUGUAUAGGUGUCUUUGUUUUCUGUUUCUGCAAAAGAAGGAGAAAGGAAUCAAGUGAUGCCAAAAACAACUCUCUCGGUUGGCUACCGAUAUUCCUUUACGGAGGGGCUACUGUAAACAGCACUGUAGGUGUCAAGGGAUCAAACGGAAAUCAGAAGUUAUAUGGAUCCGUGGCCUCAACUGGAGCUGGGAAACGGUUUACUUUGGCUGAAAUCAACGCUGCAACGAAGAGUUUCGAUGAGAGUUUGGUAAUUGGAGUUGGAGGCUUUGGUAAGGUAUAUAAGGGAGAAGUUGAUGAUGGUGUGCCCGCUGCAAUUAAGCGCGCCAAUCCGCAGUCUGAACAAGGUCUGGCUGAAUUCGAGACCGAAAUAGAGAUGCUCUCGAAACUAAGACACAGGCAUCUAGUGUCUUUGAUUGGUUUCUGCGAAGAGAAAAGUGAAAUGAUUUUGGUUUAUGAGUACAUGGCGAACGGAACUCUAAGAAGUCAUCUAUUUGGAAGUAAUCUCCCUCCACUAACAUGGAAGCAGCGUCUCGAAGCUUGUAUAGGUGCUGCAAGGGGACUUCACUACCUUCACACAGGAGCCGACCGAGGAAUAAUUCACCGAGAUGUCAAAACAACCAACAUACUGUUAGACGAGAAUUUCGUAGCCAAAAUGGCUGAUUUUGGUUUGUCAAAAGACGGCCCUGCUUUCGAACACACUCAUGUUAGCACUGCUGUGAAAGGAAGUUUCGGCUAUCUCGAUCCAGAGUAUUUCAGAAGACAGCAGUUAACCGAGAAAUCAGAUAUUUACUCUUUCGGAGUUGUUCUGUUUGAAGCUGUUUGUGCUAGAGCCGUGAUAAACCCUACAUUGCCUAAAGACCAAAUCAAUCUCGCAGAAUGGGCGUUGAGAUGGCAGAGAGAAAGAUCGCUCGAAAAAAUCAUCGAUCCACAUCUUAAAGGAAACUAUUGUCCCGAAUCAUUGUCUAAGUUUGGGGAGAUAGCCGAAAAAUGUCUCGCUGAUGAUGGUAAAAGUCGGCCUACCAUGGGAGAGGUGUUAUGGCACUUGGAAUAUGUGUUACAGCUACAUGAAGCUUGGCUCAACAUGGACAACAACAAUAGCACAGAAAAUUCCUUGUCUAGAGUUGAAGUUGGGCAAGAGCAUUCAAAUCAAGAAGAAGAAGAUGAAGCAUGACCUUAUAUUAUAUAGUUAAUAUCCUCUACAGAUUCUUUUUAUUUGUUUUAUUGAAUUCAAGUUAUUUACUAUUAUUACUAUUUUUAGCAUCUGAUUUGUGGAUGUAUUAUGUAUACAUGGUAAUGGAUUUUCAAACAUCUGUCCAACAAAAAAAAUGUUGAUAUUUGUGAUAUGCACUAUUUUUUGGAUUGAAUUGUAACUAAAUGUAUUGUUACUGGGAUCUUUCUUCUCAAAAGUUCAUAUCAAUAGCU
This is a messenger RNA of Vicia villosa (hairy vetch), 3262 nucleotides long. Its product is annotated as probable receptor-like protein kinase At1g30570. Gene Ontology annotation, molecular function: transmembrane receptor protein tyrosine kinase activity; ATP binding. The coding region runs from base 516 to 3011 and encodes 831 amino acids. Gene Ontology annotation, biological process: protein autophosphorylation. The record is from RefSeq and is a predicted model, not a curated record. Lineage: Eukaryota; Viridiplantae; Streptophyta; Magnoliopsida; Fabales; Fabaceae. Gene Ontology annotation, cellular component: plasma membrane; plasmodesma. The transcript has a single exon.